This is a messenger RNA of Anopheles funestus (African malaria mosquito), 462 nucleotides long. RefSeq names its product mitochondrial import inner membrane translocase subunit Tim10B. Gene Ontology annotation, cellular component: mitochondrial intermembrane space chaperone complex. The record is from RefSeq and is a predicted model, not a curated record. Bases 103 to 462 code for a protein of 119 amino acids. The transcript has 2 exons. Lineage: Eukaryota; Metazoa; Arthropoda; Insecta; Diptera; Culicidae.
CGAAAUGCUCGUAUUGAUCGAUGAUGAACUGUCAAACGCAUGUGUUCGCGAUUAAAUAACAUGUAAACAAAUAGAAAAAUUGUAAAUAGCACAGGCAACAGGAUGGAUUACGAACUGCGAAAUAUCAAAGAUUUUCUGCAGCUUUACAACAAAAUCACCGACAUGUGUUUCAAUGCAUGCGUGGACAACUUGUACGGCCGUGAUCUGACGCGCGAGGAAGUAUCCUGUGCCGACAAUUGUGUUCUUAAGUUUACCAACGUAAACCAGCGAUUGCUGAAGGUUUAUGUUGGUGUGCAGUCAGAUAUAAAUCAGCGAAGGAUGGCGGAGGUGGAGGCACAGCAGGCGAAAAUGAUGGCCGAAGCACAGCAGCAGCAACAACAGCAGGAACAGCAACAAGCAGCACUUCAAAGUACACCUGAAAUGACUGGUGUUUCUAAUUCUGCGGAACCAACCGUGGCAUGA